AUGAAGUGUAAUGCUUUGGAUAAAACAUUUUCGAAAUUUGAAAAAUGCAGGGUAAAAGCAGAAUCCAGAGAUUUGCAAUACUAUCAAGUUUAUAUUAAAUAUUAUCAGUUGCCAAUUAAGGAAGUUCAAACACGAUUUUAUUUCCUGAAAAAAGCCAAUGGCUAUAAACCAUUUCUCUAUGAUUUUACAUUGAAAUGUGAUUUUACAAAACAUUUAAAUUCGGUAACCAGUAUAGUUUGGCGAUGGUUUACAACAGUAUCGAAUCUUAAUCAUUCUUGUCCACUUACAGAAAAUUUUGAAAUUAAAAGAUGUGAAAAUCGUUAUUUGCAGCAACAGUUAAGUGUUCUGCCCAUAUUAAAUGGCGAUUAUGCACUUUUUGUUAAUUUUAGUACUAAUAAUGUAUCAAGAAUAACAGUGGAGUUUUAUGCAACAAUUUAUUAG
Molecule: messenger RNA, 441 nt
Organism: Lucilia cuprina (Australian sheep blowfly)
Lineage: Eukaryota; Metazoa; Arthropoda; Insecta; Diptera; Calliphoridae
Exons: 3
Coding region: 1-441 (146 amino acids)
Source: RefSeq, a predicted model, not a curated record